Molecule: messenger RNA, 8207 nt
Organism: Patiria miniata (bat star)
Lineage: Eukaryota; Metazoa; Echinodermata; Asteroidea; Valvatida; Asterinidae
Product: autophagy-related protein 2 homolog A-like
Exons: 43
Coding region: 170-6736 (2188 amino acids)
Biological process (GO): reticulophagy; autophagy of mitochondrion; piecemeal microautophagy of the nucleus
Cellular component (GO): extrinsic component of membrane; phagophore assembly site
Molecular function (GO): phosphatidylinositol-3-phosphate binding
Source: RefSeq, a predicted model, not a curated record
GCAGCGCCCUCUAUUGAACCAAUUUACUGCGGUGACGUCAAGUGUUUUGAUAUUGCAAAUUCAACAUGGCUGCCUACGUCGUUUUGUUUCCUAGUCGAGCAAAUCGCGGGAGUCAUCGAAAAAUUGUCACUUUCUAGGCAUUAGUUUUCAAAUUGGAUAAGUCGCAAACAUGCCUUGGUAUUUCCCGUGGCCGGAUUACAUUAAGAAGAAGGCCUGCAGGUAUCUUCUGCAGCACUACGUGGGGAGUUUUCUCGAGGAAAAACUGACACUCGAUCAGCUGAGCGUUGAUUUGUACAGUGGGACGGGGACAGUCAAAGACGUCAAGCUUGAUGUUUGGGCCUUAAAUGAACUCCUGGAGAGUGUGGCCGCUCCCAUUGAGAUGCGAGAUGGCACGGUGGGCAGCAUCUCCGUGGAGAUUCCCUGGUCGGCCCUCCUGACAGCCAACAGCAAAGUGGAGAUCAAGGGUCUCAAGCUGACCUUCCAGCCCAAGUACCGGCUCAACACGGAAGCUAAUGGCAGCGCCAGCAGUAGCAUGAUGGAUUCCAUGUGGAGCAAUAUGAGCAUGUCCAGCUCCAUACAGCUGGCUCAGGAAUGUCUCAAGAGAGACAGCUCCGAGACGGACCUGGACGCAGCCACUGCCUCGGCUUCCUCAUCAUCCCAACCGUUUGAAGGACCUGAACUCCUAGCCCAGAUGAUAGAAUCAGUACUGACUCGUGUAGAGAUGACACUGAUCGACACAGUUAUCCGACUGGAGCAUGUACCUCACGGGUGCCGAUCUGGAAUAGCACUAGAACUACAUAUAGAAAGGCUGCGGUACUUUGACGAGGGGGCCCACGGCAGUAGCGUGGACCCCUCCCAGGUACCCCGCUUUGAGCCGGCGGCCGUGGCCCACAAGAACUUCCAGAUGAUGGGGGUGACGGUGCACUGCGAGGAGUUUCCCGAGGACCAGCGGCACCUCGCCAGGGCGUCCUCUAUCGACGUGACGGGAACGACGCCGGACGCGUUCCCCUCGCUGGCCCACUCGCCGGAGAUGCCGCCCCAGCACACCCGGAUUGACCGGGGAGGGGGCGAGGAGGGGGAGGGUGGUGGUGGGAGGACAAGCAUGGAGCUCCUGGGGAGUUGCAUCGUGGGAGAAUGCGCCGGCAAACAGGACGUCAGGGUCAAGGUCAAACAGCAGGAGCAUAUCGCUGGACCCAAGGCUGAAGUAGAGACGUACCUCGGCUCCAUCAACCUCUUCCUAGCGCCCAGGCAAGUACAUCUACUCCUGGAGCUCUUCAGUGGCUUUCUUUCACCUGCUACUUCAGACGUCACCAGCACCCGCGGCAGCCAACCCAACAAGCUCAUGCAACCCGAGGACUAUCAGCGCAUUGAGAGCGAGCUGCAGGAACAGCUGAUCCGGGAACGGCAACAACGGCAGGAGGACAGACUAAGGCGGGAAUCCUGGGGGCUCAAGGAGGAAGAAGAACAGGAAGGUCUAGAUAUGUUCACCAUGCAGUCAUUUAUGGAAGAUGAUGAGUUGUUCUUCUCCAUGACUGGCAGCUUGAUGUCCAUGUCACACACGGGCACCUUGGAGGACAUGGAAUCCUCCUUCACCAGCACUCUCAGCAGUAGCUCAACAGACACAUCCAGGACAGGAAGUAGCUUUCCCAGGGUGAUGUAUGGCAACACAAUGUACAGAGGUCCCAGCUUGACGUCGUUUGGCUCUGCUGUACCUAAAACCACCCAGCCAAAGAGAUCCAGAUCAAAGAAAGGGCUGAGAGAGCAGUUAGAAGAUCCCACCGCCGAGCUCACCCGCUACAAGCUACGCUUCAGCAGCCUGUCCCUGACCGUCCUCCACAACGAUCCCGCCCGCACCCCCCUCAACACCAGCCCUACGGGCAGCAGCUACCACCAGUCGCCCCUCAAGACGGGAAGGGGCACGCAGCAAGGGCAGCAAGAUGCCCUGCAAGAGAAGGCAGAGUAUUUCUUCCACAUCCUGGGCAAGCAAGGGUACGGCAAGAAGGACCAGGGGGAAUGGAAGGAACGGUUUGCCAGGGCCUGCCCAUACGACCAUCUCAGGUUAACAGCAGCCCCGGUCACAUUAGACUGUGACCGUAAGAGCGCCCCCAACGUGACAGCCGUGACAGCCGAUCUCUCCUUUGGUACGCUGGAGCUGUACGAGUGUCUGUUUGAUCGGCCAAGGAGUGGCUCCACAGGGAGUUUCGGUCACGACCGCUUUGUCAAUGACUUGCCAUCUUGCCAACACAUAGAGAUAUUAUCAUUCAAGGAAGAAGAUGGCAUUGAAAAUGAAUACGUUGCCGUGAAACCCUCACUAGGAAUCAGGCUGAAGAGUAUACAGAGAUCAAGUAGCCAGGGAAGCCAACGCCGUAUCGUUCACAAGCCGAAGUCAGAGGUCACCGUGGACCUUGGCCAUCUGGCCUGUGAGCUGGACGUGACCAUAGUGGACCGCUUGUAUACCCUGCUACACCCACACCCAGUGGGGCUGAGCAACACGCCCAUGGGAAACGGCGGUUAUCGGUCACUGUAUGGUGGUGCUGUUAACUUGAACAAGCAAGCCCUCUUCAACCAGGCCCUUGAAGACACACCCUCUGGCUUAGAUCAACUCCUAGAUCUACGCGUCUCUUGCCCAGUUGCACAUAUUGCAUUUAGAUUUCCCAUACCUGAUCUGAGGGAGAUGAGCGACUGCGUCUGGUGGAAGCGUUCCUUACGAGAUGAGAUUCUCCAUCUAGAACUCCUGGAGACAGAAUUCAGAACGGUACUCGGCGACGGUAAACCUUACCAGACCCUGCUGCUACAGUGCAGGGAGCUGCAGACCUCGCUUCAACUUGGUCCUCAAGAAUCUCCAAUUUCCUUCCUCCGCGUUCAUCACGGCAACCUCGACACCAACUCAGCAGAGAGGGACUUUGACUUGCCAAAAUUGGUAUUGAAGCUGUACCCGAGGAGCGAGACGUCAGUCUUUGAGGAUGCCGCAGACAGCGAUACCUCCCCGCCUGUCCACUCCUGGGAGGGGGCGUGUCACUUUGAGAAGCCGGAGGCGUCUCCGUUCUCGUCCAAACGCGUCAUGUAUGACAGCGAGCAGAUGGUGAUGCCAGGAGACCAAGAAGAGAUGAGAGAGUUUAGUGAGAAGGCCAUCAGUAGCGCCCGUAUUGUCGUGGAGCUUGUGGUCCCCAGUGUUAACAUCAUGCUGCCCGGCAAGGACUUCGUCGAGCUCCUGUACAACAGGUUUGGAUACGAUGUGCUCCUGUGGCAGCCAGCAGCCCCUACCCCACGGGACUGUAAUGACGGCUACGCCUCAGUGGGACUGCCUAGGCUAGACCUGGCUGGCCACCUAGCUGGGGCCGGCAUGCAGGAGAGAUUCACCAUGUGUCAGUCGGGCCUCUAUGUCGACUCAGACUCAGACACCGAGGAGGACAGCGGUGGCUUCUACUCGGCGCUCAGACAGAAAUCCACCCAUCAAACUCAGACCGGCAACUCCCAGAGCUUCCUGGCACUCAGUCUCACCAUCAACCACGGCAAACUCACCAUGUGCACUCCACUAAAGGAAAGUUCCUUGCACGGAGAGACUAUGCUGGAGAUAGAAGACGGCUCCCUGUUCACGGUGACAGACUACAAGGGGAAUGCCAACAUGAGUUACCUGUGCCUACAGGCCAACAGGAUUGCCUUAUACCACAACGGCCAAGUAGAAGCACCCAUACCGAAGGGCCCCCUCCCCCACGCCACAUGGGCCCCGCCAGACCACCUCAAGUGCUGCAUAUACCUGUCCGAUAGCGGGGUCCCUAGUAAACUCAGCGGGGGUGUCGGUACCGGGGCUGACAGCCACCACAUGGUGGCGCUGGCCAUGAAGAUGUUCUUCAACCCAGAGACCAAUAUCAAAAACAUGGAAUGUGCCGUCGGCAUCAGAGGAGCAACAUUGCGUCAUUACAUGACCAAACCAGAACAUAGCUGGUUAGUCCAGCUUAGUGAUUUCUUUGAUGUUGUCGAUGAGGAAGUCUUGGGCUAUGCCAUGCCGUCAGUUGUCACUGAGUUCCAUGCUCACUUCUGGGGCUGUGGGAUCGAUUACAGACCGCUUCACCUCCCGUUGAGAACCUACUUAAUGGCCGAGACACUUAGUAUAUCCAGCAACUUAGUCUACGAGGCCAAAGAAUCAUUAUUGAGGUUCCUUGUGGAUGAUGCAGCAGUCUUCCUAUCAGACCAGUGCAAAGAGAGAUCCGUUGAUAUCAGAAGUAAUUAUGUGUGUGUCUUAGAUCUGGGCAUGUUGGAAAUUUCACUCAGGAUGAGCACAGAUAAGGAUAAGAAUCCCAAGAUUGACCUGAAGGUGUCCAACAAUAUGGUGCACCUGCGUACCUGCGCAGACUCCUGCACGGCGUUAGCCAGACUAAUCCUGUAUCUUGCCAAUGACGGUGACCACCAGUCCCCACCACGGCCGACAUCGUCACAGCAGUGGAGCGACUACCAACAGCAACCACAGCAACAAAUAGAUAGGGAUGAUGAGGAACAAUUUGAAAUGAACGGCCAGCCUAUAUCGGACAGUCCGAUUGGCUGCGGCAAUCACCUUGAUCAGAUGCAGCAGUUGAUGGAUGAGGCCAUGAGGGACGUGAGGUCAGGCAUGUCACCCCCAGCGGAGGAAGGCACGCCCAUCAACAUUGCCUGCACUCUGAGAAGAGACGGGGACCUCUUCCUCUUUCCUAAUGAGGACCAGGCAGAUGAUGAAGAUAUUACCGAGGAUGCGAGCUUGCAGCAUCACCACGGCAACUCCAUGAACGGCCUCUCAGAGCCCAUCUCAGGACACUUUGAGAUGACUGCGGAGGAUGAAGUCGAAGGGUUCUUUAACGAUGAGGAGUUUUGUGUGCUAGACGACCCCGGCAUGGGUGUACUGCGUCAUCAAGGCGAACCCGAGGUCAAGUGCUUUGACGACAACCCCGUUUCCAUCAAAGAGGACCACUUUACGCGCCCGUUGGGCCGAGGGGACCAGCUGAACGCACCGGUUCACUUCCCGACACCGGUCGGCAAGUACACGCUGCAGGAGAUGACCGUAGUGUGGCACAUCUAUGGGGGCAAUGACUUUGGGCCGGCUUCACAGCAGAAACUGUCUGUGCCUGAUGUUCAGAGCUCAAGCCCUGUGCGGCCAGGUACCCCCGACAGAACAAGCGGUAGUCCGGCAUCCAGGAAGCCCAAGCAACAACAGAGCUAUCAGCAGCUUAGCUGGUAUGAGAGAGGGGGACCAGGCAGAGACCACUCCACGUUAAUGGAACUACAGCUGAACAAGGUGAGAUUCCAACACGCCCAGUACCCUGACGACUCCCAGCAGCGAUCCCGUCAGAUCCUACUAAUCAGUGACAUCGAGGUACGGGAUCGGCUGGCCAACUCCCAGAUCAACAAGUUCAUGUACCUGUACUCCUCAGAGGGUAGGCCUAGGAGAACACGCGCUAACAUGGUGUUGGUGAAAGCGUUACAUAUCCGUCCAGACCCUGACCUAGCGGCAGAGGAAUGCUGCCUACGCAUCUCUCUUCAACCGCUAAGGCUCAAUAUAGACCAGGACUCCUUGUUCUUCCUUCAUGACUUCUUCAGCAAAGUGUCAUCAGACGCUGGCAAGGUGCCUGUACCAGAAACCAAAGAACACCUACAUCACUAUGCAACAAGCCCCGCCAAACCCCGCCCCACACCCACGGCCGCACCCACGACCACACCCGCCUCCAGACCCCGCAGCCUGUCCCCAGUCUCCAUAGAGCAGUUGCUUGCAGACGGUAUGGAAGAAGGAGAGAGAGACAUGGACGAUUGGCGGGGCUACGGGGAUGACUCGAUGGACGACUUCGAUCAAAGAGAACUGGAGCCGGAGUCACCGCCAGAGACCCAUAAUGCACCCAGCUUGGUAGUGACCGAGGGGAACACAAAGGGGGCAAGCACACCAAUCUUCUUCAGGUCAUUUGUGUUCUCCCCGGAUGUACCAAUUAAGCUGGACUAUGAGGGCAAGAGAGUAGACAUGGAACAGGGAACACUAAUGGGGCUACUAAUAGGCCUUGGACAGCUGAAUCAUUCAGAACUUACACUCAAGAGGCUCCACAACAGACAUGGGCUUCUCGGUGUUGACAAGCUGAUACUGUUUGCCGUCAAUGAGUGGGCCAUGGACAUCAAGAAGACACAGCUACCCAGCCUAUUGGGAGGCGUGGGACCAAUGCACUCCCUGGUACAACUCGUGCAAGGCGUAGUGGACCUGGUUCGUCUGCCCGUUGAGCAGUACAGGAAGGACGGACGAUUGAUGCGAGGUUUCCAACGAGGGGCCAGCUCAUUCGGGACGUCCACUGCAAUGGCCGCAGUGGAGCUGACCAAUCGAAUGGUCAGGAUACUCCAGGCAGCGGCUGAGACCGCCUAUGACAUGGUCUCCCCUGGGCCCAGCGUCUCCAGCCGGGCCAUCACCUACGGACCGUUUGGCCAGUCCAGGUUGGCCAGGCAACCCACCGACUUCCGGGAAGGCAUGGCCAAUGCCUUCAACGUGGUCAGAGAGGGUUUGGAAGAUGCGGCCAUCGCCAUCGUCAAGGUAGCCAAGGAGGAGCACGAGCACAAAGGCGUGUCCGGAGCGGUGGGGGGCAUCCUCCGUCAGAUCCCGCCCACCGUCAUCAAACCACUCAUAUUAGCCUCAGAGGCUACCUCCAGCGUGCUGGGCGGGAUGAGGAAUCAGAUGCAGCCGGAUGCACGCAGGGAAGACUCUGAGAAAUGGAGGUCUGAGAAGAACAAGUGAUGGGGAUAAGUAAGGUAGACAGAUACAUACGCUAGCUAGUUUGUUUAUGGUGUAAAUCAAGGAUCUCCUAUUGUCCUCAUCGUCGAUCUUUUGCUCAUACUUUUUUUGCAACAGCUCCCAUUGGUUUUGUACAUGUUUUAUAAUCGAGGUCGUCCUCGAUUUGACUCCUGUUUUCAAUUACACAAGGAUGUUUUACAUGUGUGUCCUCGAUUUACACCUUAAAUAUGCGCCAUGACAGGCACCGACGGAUACCUAUCACACACACAGAACCUUAAAUUUUAAUUUUGUAGAGUACUUGUAUUAUUCUCAUAUUACUCCUCUACAUUGAAAGUUCCCUUGUGGGCAUAGACUAGCUCCGCGACAGUCAUUUUCUGAGGUGGAACCAGGCUCCCACGAGUCGCGCUCAGGUAGUAGGCACACACGCUGGGCUCCUUCAAUCAAUAGGGUUACCACAUGCGCACGCCUUGUCUUCAAGAACGUGUGCGGCAUGCACGCAAAUAUGGUUCAUCCUCAGAAAUGGCUUAUAAUUUUGUUUACCGAAUCAUUCUGUCGUUCUGUGUUCCCCAGUUGCGUUUCACCAACAGAGGGCAGCAGACAGGUUUGUUGUAAUCAGAGAAAUACCUUGAUAUUGAAAAGGGAGAAUCAGUAGAGGUUUUUGUGUACAAAACAUCAGAGAUAUAGAACUGAAGCUUUUGGAUUGUUUGCCAAAGAAUGGACUUUUUAUUCGAAUUGUUAACGCUUGUGAGAUUCUUGUUAAAAAAAAAAGGAAUGUUAAAAUUGAAAUCAGCCAAGAAGGUGAGAUUCCAUGGGACAUUGACUAGUGCAAGUUUUGAACAAGUAAUUUGAACACCCAGCAUAAAGAUUCAGUCAGUUCUGCUUUACUGAAUUUUCUUGCUCAUUUUAAUUUCUGUUUUUAAGUGAAUCUAGUCAGUUUUCCCCUGGAGUUUAUUUGAUGAAAGACUGUUUUGAUUUUUAAAGAAAGUCACUGUUUUGCCAAAGCAUUGUACAUGUAUAAAGCUGAAAAAGUAGUUUCAAUUUUAUGAUAUGAUUGGAGAAGGUGCAAUAGGAAGAUGAACUGAUGAAAGAAAGAUAUUGGUUAAAAAUGAGAGAAUGCAAACCUUUGUAAAUAUAAUUUAGUAGCUCUUUGUACAGUGGAUCUGACUAAUCAGUUAAAGGCAAGCAGAAAUUGAAAUCAAUUUUGUUGUUAAUCAGAAUUGGGUAUUAUAAAAUGUGCGGGUGUUCGCUUACAACAGUUUUUACUCCGGACUUUGGAUCAAAUUGAGGGAUUGAGAUUAAGAGUGCACUGAAUGUUUUCCUUAUGGGUGUCACCUCAGUGUCUAUGGAUUACCGCCCAUGAAAUUGCUAACUGAAAAAUGCUAAAACAAUUUAGAGAGAUUUUUAUGAACUCAGUGCAACACAUCAAGCAAUUUCCCCUUCCAUCUCGACAAAACUAUUCUGUAUAUAUCUUGGA